This is a messenger RNA of Zingiber officinale, 1090 nucleotides long. Its product is annotated as protein COFACTOR ASSEMBLY OF COMPLEX C SUBUNIT B CCB2, chloroplastic-like. Bases 25 to 711 code for a protein of 228 amino acids. The transcript has 5 exons. The record is from RefSeq and is a predicted model, not a curated record. NCBI's taxonomy places the organism in Eukaryota, Viridiplantae, Streptophyta, Magnoliopsida, Zingiberales, Zingiberaceae. Gene Ontology annotation, biological process: cytochrome b6f complex assembly.
UGGCCGACAAAUAUCCGCCUCCAAAUGACGGUGAGCGGUUGCAGUUCGUCCGCCGUCGCCGGUGUGAAAUGGUCCUUUAUCCGUUCGCUUCCUUAUCUUCCGACGAGAGCCCCACCUCCCUUCCUCCUCCUUCCUCGAUCCACUAGCGCCCUUGUCCGCCGCCGCUUCCUCUUCGCAGUCGUUGCCCGGGACUCCAAUCCCCACAACAAGCAGCAGCAGAAGCAAGAGAUCAACGUCUCCAUCCUACGUUUCACGCUUGGGAUUCCGGGCCUUGACGAGUCCUACCUUCCGAGAUACCUCAGGAUUGCACUUGGCACUCUAAUCGUGAUCAACCACGUUUUCUCCGCUGCCACCGCCACUCCUUCUCAGCUGAGAACUGAGGCUCUAGGGAUUUUCUUGGCUACUUUCUCGAUCGUCCUCCCUUAUCUCGGGAGGUUUCUUGAGGGUGCAAUAGCGGAUCAUACCUCACUGCCAAAAGGAAAUAGGCAAAUAUUUCUCAUGUCCAAUAACAUCUCAGAUGAUCUCAAGGAAGAUAUGGCAUGGGCCUCUUAUGCUCUUUUACGCAACAUGAAUAGCAUAUCAGUGAUUAUAGCAGUUAAUGAUGUGCUAUGUAUACGUGGAUAUUGGAACAUGCCUGAAGAUGAAGACGAUUCUGAGAGAUCAUCUAUUGCAAUGGUUUGGCAAUGGGAUUCAGCAAAGUGGCUUUUUUGACCUGAAAGAAACACUAUAUUUUCCUGAAAGCCUAGGUAUGAUAAAUUUUUCUUCUUGGAAAGGAUAAAUACCUAUGUUCCUUUCAACCUUUAUCAUCUAGUCUAAAUGAGUUAGGAUGGAUUGCUUCAAGAAGAAUACCCUGUUCAUAAUUCGCCCAAUUGAUGAACCGCUGCCUAAGAUAAUAAAGCUUCAAUUGAUGAAUAAAAUAUUAGCUAAAUUCUUGGAAUCCAUGCAGUUUUUAAGAAGAUUCCAUUAUGUGUUAGAAUGAAACAAACAAAAGAGUGCCAUUUGUACAUGUAAAUGCGAUGACAAUACAUCGUGAGUCCUAAACCAUUUGUGGUAGGCAAUAUGUGCAUGUAAACUUACAAUUCCUUAGUUU